Molecule: messenger RNA, 998 nt
Organism: Diospyros lotus (date-plum)
Lineage: Eukaryota; Viridiplantae; Streptophyta; Magnoliopsida; Ericales; Ebenaceae
Product: alpha carbonic anhydrase 4-like
Exons: 7
Coding region: 34-864 (276 amino acids)
Molecular function (GO): carbonate dehydratase activity; zinc ion binding
Source: RefSeq, a predicted model, not a curated record
AAAAAAUCUCUUAGUUAAAUCUUUCUUUGAGCCAUGGCCAAGUUGUCCUUCAAUUCAUUCUCAAUUCUCCUCUCUCUUUCCUUGGCUUCCUUCAUUCUAACUUCACAUAACCUCUUCUCCAUCUCCACUGCUUUUGAAGCUGAAGUUGAUGAUGAAACAGCUUUCAGCUACGAUGAAAGUAGUGGAAACGGACCAUCAAGAUGGGGGCAGCUCAAUCCAGAAUGGCGAAUUUGCAACAAUGGAACCAUGCAGUCUCCCAUUGAUAUUCCUGUCUCAAGAGUGCCGCCUCGUAUGGGCAAUUUGACGAUAGACUACAAGCCUGCCCCUGCCACACUUCAAAAUAGAGGACACGAUAUCGCUGUUUAUUGGAAUGGAGAUGCAGGUGGAAUUAACAUAAAUGGGAUUGAUUUCAAACUCCAACAAUGUCACUGGCAUUCUCCUACAGAGCACGCCUUCGAUGGAAUAAGGUACCAAUUGGAGCUUCAUGCUGUGCAUAUGAGCUCCAAUGGAACAAUUGCUGUCAUUGGAAUUCUAUACAAAUAUGGCUUACCUGAUCCUUUCCUUGCAAAGCUGAUGGCAGACAUCAAGUCGCUGGGGAAGGAAGACAAAGACGUGGGGAUUGUAAAUCCGGAAGACAUCAAGUUUGGGAGCAUAGAGUUCUACUACAGAUACAUGGGUUCUCUUACUGUCCCUCCAUGCACAGAGGGUGUUGUUUGGACUGUACUCAGCAAGGUUAGAACAGUUUCAAGGGAACAAGUUCAAGUAUUAAGGGAUGCUGUCCAUGAUGGAUUCGAGUAUAAUGCAAGGCCCAUACAACCACGAAAUGGAAGAAGCAUUUUGUUUCUCACUUCCAAGACAGGGUAAAAUUAAAAUACAAUCAAAUAAGGUUCACUAUGGUUCACUAUGUACCCAAAUAAAUAAGUAUCUUAGAAUAUGACAUGGUUUAUCUCCAUGCAUAUUGAAUAAAGUAAUCAAAUAAAGGUUAAAUUUUAUGUAUU